Messenger RNA from Prunus mume (Japanese apricot), 765 nucleotides. RefSeq names its product EPIDERMAL PATTERNING FACTOR-like protein. The record is from RefSeq and is a predicted model, not a curated record. NCBI's taxonomy places the organism in Eukaryota, Viridiplantae, Streptophyta, Magnoliopsida, Rosales, Rosaceae. Gene Ontology annotation, biological process: stomatal complex development; guard cell differentiation.
UUUUCAUAGCUCCCUUUUCUUGCUUCUUUUGCCUCUGCAUUUUCUCAUUUGUCCAUCCAAGUAUCCAUGUUCAGUCACCUCAAAAAUCCCACUGCUACUUCUCACUGAAUUAAACCUACUUUUAUAUAACUCUAUAUAUACAUAUAUUAACCUGUCAUUCUGUUACUGACCCUCUAAUUGCUUUUACAACACAAUAUAUACACUUUUCACAUCUAUUAAAUUGCCCCCACACAUUUUAGUCCCUCACUCUCUCUCUCUCUCAAAGCUUCCUCUCCAUUUCCACUUAAAUGGCUUGCUUACACCAUCACACAAUUUCUCUUCUGUUUCUCCUGAUUCUGAGCUCGGCCCAGUUAACCCAGUUGAGAUUCAUGGCUGAAGGCAGAGCAAUUCACAACAGGGUUGGGAUUUCCCAGGCAGGAAAUGAAGAGAAGAAAGUGAUUGUAAGAGGGCAGAUAGGUUCAAGGCCUCCAAGGUGUGAGAGAAGGUGCAGUUCAUGUGGGCACUGUGAGGCCAUUCAAGUGCCUGCAAACCCCCAAGUCAAAUCAGGCAACAAAAACUCCUCUUCUGUUGCAUCCACCAUUGCUUAUGCCAGAGGUGAUGAAAACUCCAGCAACUACAAGCCCAUGAGCUGGAAAUGCAAAUGUGGAAACUCCAUCUUCAACCCCUGAUCAUGAUGAUUAACUUUUUUAAUUAUAAUUAAUUAUGGUUAAUUUAGGAGCAUUACCAUUUUUGGAUCCUGUAAAUGGAGGAUAAUUAUUAUCUUAC